Messenger RNA from Capsicum annuum, 1272 nucleotides. RefSeq names its product guanylyl cyclase 1. The transcript has 10 exons. Lineage: Eukaryota; Viridiplantae; Streptophyta; Magnoliopsida; Solanales; Solanaceae. Bases 140 to 1012 code for a protein of 290 amino acids. The record is from RefSeq and is a predicted model, not a curated record.
CUUCGUACGUAACACCAGGAGAAAAUCAGAGGAAAGGAGCGAAAUAUCCAUCUGACCACCCCAUAACGAGAGAGAGAGAGAGCGUCUUCCCUUUAUAUUUCUUCCAAAAUCUCUUUCUGCGUCGACGCUUCAUCAAAAGAUGUGGCCAUUAUAUGUUCUAUUGAGCAAGUUUUUGAGAACAGAAGAAGAUAACACUGAAGAAUCAGGAAGGGAACAUUUAAGUUUGGUAGAAUCCUUGCUCUUGAAACAAUCACUGGGUCGAGACAAAUUCCAUGGCACAGUGUCCGGCUCAUACUUUGUCGAUGUUCCACAUAUAAACCAACUACAUUCGUGGGACUGUGGUCUUGCUUGUGUUCUGAUGGUUUUGAGGACUCUUGGAAUCAAGGGUUGUAACAUGCAAGAACUAGAAGAGCUAUGCUGUACUAUGAGUAUUUGGACAGUUGAUCUGGCAUAUUUAUUGCAGAAAUUUUCUGUCAAUUUUUUCUACUUCACAGUAACGUUAGGUGCAAAUCCAAGCUUUUCUGUGGAGACAUUUUACAAGGAACAACUGCCCAAUGAUCUAGUCCGAGUGGAUAUGCUAUUUCAAAAAGCACGUGAUGCUGGUAUAAGUAUAGAGUGCAGAUCAAUUAGCAGCGAAGAGAUCUCUUUACUGAUCUUGUCUGGCAAUUUUCUUGCAAUUGUUUUAGUUGAUCAAUACAAAUUAAGUCAUUCUUGGCUGGAUGUUUGUGCUUCAGAUUUAUGCAUCGACACCUCAGUCUAUACUGGUCAUUAUAUUGUUGUCUGUGGCUAUGACACUGAUGCAGAUGAGUUUGAGAUUCGUGAUCCUGCCAGUUCAAGGAAAUAUGGAAAGGUCACCUCAAAGUGUUUAGAAAAGGCCCGCAAAUCCUUCGGAACUGAUGAGGAUCUUCUACUGAUCCGUGUAGAAAGAGAGGAGACUAAAAGCAGCUAUCAUGAUCAUGAUGAUCACUGUAUUAUAAGACAGUUACUGCAAAACAAAAAAGAGACUGCCUGAUUGCUGAUCGAUUAGAUUUCGUAUUUUGUUGUGUGUAUUCUUUUAAGUUAGGCAAUAGUAGCAUGAACUUUAGGAUUCUCAGAGAGUCCUUAUAGUGCGAACUUGUAAGAAAGCCAGAGAAUCCUUGAUGCAUGGAAAUGGAAAGACUCCGUGAUAUGUUUUCAUGAUUGACAUAAACACCUUGUGAAUUUGUUCUGGAGAAUGUAUUCAAUAAAAUAAAUAAGUAAAUGAAUGGGCACACCGUUUUUUCUUUUUUUCAA